This is a messenger RNA of Helianthus annuus (common sunflower), 2887 nucleotides long. Its product is annotated as E3 ubiquitin-protein ligase WAV3. The transcript has 2 exons. The record is from RefSeq and is a predicted model, not a curated record. NCBI's taxonomy places the organism in Eukaryota, Viridiplantae, Streptophyta, Magnoliopsida, Asterales, Asteraceae. The coding region runs from base 384 to 2537 and encodes 717 amino acids.
AAGAACAAAAUAGAGGGUAUAAAAAAGAACUCAACACCCACACACACCACUCACUCACUAAACUCAAAGAACCACAUCAAACAAAGGUCAACAAAACAGACCACAAAAGGAAAGAGAAACAACAAAACACUCUUCAUCUCUCUCUCCUUCUUCAUGGAAACCUCAACAACAACAACAACUAUUACAAUUAAUGGCCGCCAUUAUCAACAUCACUAACUAGCAACCAACCACAAGCAGCAGCUGAAUCUACAACCUACCCAUCAUCUUUUUUCUCACUCUCUCUCUCUAAAAACCCUCCUUGGUUUUCGUGCCACCCAUCUACUCUCUUCAAUUAUUAUUCUCAUAUCCCACUUCCGGUUCGAGAUCUGGUCUCCGGCGACAUAAUGGGUAGCAAAUGGAGGAAAGUGAAGAUGGCUUUAGCUUCUAAUUUGUGUGUUUAUGUUCCCACGGCGGAUGCUGACGAUUCUCCGCCGCAUUCCGAUGGGUUUUCAGAUGUUGGGUUGCUGUCUCCGGCGCCGGCGGGGUGGAGCGUCGGUGGGUCUGGUGCUCGUCCGGCGUCUCCUAGUUUACGACUGUCUAAAAGCUUCAACAGAUCUUCUAAGAAAACAUGCACGAUAUGUUUAGCUUCGAUGAAACGAGGAGAAGGUCAAGCUAUUUUUACAGCCGAAUGUUCGCAUUCGUUCCAUUUCCAGUGUAUCGCUUCAAACGUAAAACACGGUAAUAAAAUCUGCCCGGUUUGCAGAGCAAAAUGGAAAGAAGUUCCGUUGCAGGGUCCUACUAAUCCAGGUCCACCAUUAGGAAGAACAAGAAUAAAUCCCGUAAACUGGUCAAAUGACAACUCGGUUAUGACUUUGCUCCGCCCAAUUCCUCCUCGUCCAAACAGCCCCCGACACGCUGCAGCACCGAUUUUCCCGACCCCCGAACCAACCAUAUUUAACGAUGAUGAAGCGUUAGACCUUAAAUUUACAAACAGACCCUGUUUAGAAAACUCUAAUCUGAAAAGGGUAUUGGUCAAAACAUACACCGAGGUUCCAGCGGUCCCACGGUUUAGCGCUGCUGACGAUUUCACCGUUUUGAUCCACUUAAAAGCACCGGCUUCCGUGUCAGGGGUUAAGUCUAGUAACACGAACCAAGGUCCCACUUUCAGCCAAGUGAAUCAGACCCCACGAGCGCCUGUUGAUCUAGUCACGGUUCUGGAUACAAGUGGUAGCAUGGCCGGUACAAAACUUGCUCUUUUAAAGCGUGCCAUGGGUUUCGUAAUUCAAAACCUCGGACCUGCUGACAGGCUGGCGGUGAUUGCCUUCUCGUCAACCGCCCGCCGUCUUUUUCCGCUUCGGAAAAUGUCCGAUACGGGAAAGCAGCAAGCCCUCCAAGCCGUCAACUCUUUGGUGGCUAAUGGCGGCACUAAUAUUGCCGAAGGUCUGAGAAAAGGCGCUAAAGUGAUGGAAGACCGAAGAGAGAACAACCCAGUUGGGAGUAUAAUUCUGUUAUCAGAUGGACAAGACACGUAUACUGUGAACGGAAGUUCGAAUCCCGGUGGCCGGAAAAAUCAGUCAAAUUACGAGUUACUCCUUCCGGAGUCUAUCCACGGUGGUGACGGGAACCCGGGAAUUAAAAUUCCGGUCCAUGCUUUUGGGUUCGGGACGGAUCACGAUGCUUCGUCAAUGCACUCAAUUUCCGAGAUUUCGGGUGGGACGUUUUCGUUUAUUGAAACCGAAGGGGUGAUUCAAGAUGCAUUUGCACAAUGUAUAGGUGGACUUUUGAGUGUUGUGGUCAAAGAUGCUCGAGUGAUUCUCGAGAGUGUAAACGCUAAUGUUGUUCUUAGAUCUUUAAAGGCGGGUAGUUACAAGAGUCACUUGAUGCAAGAUGGGAAAUCUGGUUGCAUUGAUGUGGGGGAUUUGUAUGCUGAUGAAGAGAGAGAUUUUCUUGUUUCGGUCAACAUCCCGAAAGAGUUGACUUCUUAUGAGACUUGUUUGUUGAAAGUGAGAUGCCAUUACACUGAUCCUUUGACUAAAGAGACGGUCAACUUAGAGAGUGUGGAUGUCGUGAUCAAAAGACCGGAAAUUCUUGGUCAAGAAGUUGUUUCCGUUGAAGUUGACAGACAAAAGAACAGGUUACACGCAGCGGAAGCUAUGGUACAAGCUAGAACUGCAGCGGAAGAAGGUGAUCUGGCACAAGCCAUUGGUACCCUCGAAAACUGUAGACGGGUUCUCUCUGAAACAGUCUCGGCUAAGUCAGGUGAUCGGUUAUGUGUUGCACUCGAUGCUGAACUCAAGGAAAUGCAAGAAAGAAUGGCUAGCAGGCAUAUGUAUGAAGCAUCGGGAAGGGCGUACAUACUAUCAGGGCUAAGCUCACACUCAUGGCAACGAGCCACGGCUCGCGGAGACUCAACCUAUGGUUCAAGCCUGGUGCAAGCGUAUCAAACCCCAUCGAUGGUUGAGAUGCUGACUCGAUCUCAAGCUUCUCUUUUGGGCAGCCCGUCGGCGCAAAGACCAGUUCGUCCUAUAUGGUCGUUUGCAUCACCAAAACCAAGGUAAAGUUGGUAUAACGUUUUUGGGGGAUAGGAAGCGCGAUUUUGGGUGUCGAUACUUUUCGUGCUUUAGAUGUGUAAAGCAAUAAAAGGGGUAAGAUUUGGGGGUGAGGGGGUAUAAAAUGGUGAAAGGGGGAAAGAUAAGGGGGGUUAGGGUUCUUGAUUUUGUUUUUGUGGUUCAAAUGUUCUUCCUUGUGUAAUUUUUGGGGGUGAUGUACAUAAGGAGAAAUGGUUCUUUUUCUUUUUUUGGGGUAUAAGCUUUGUAAUUGUGGGGGGGAUAAUUGGGGGUGAAUGGUUUGGUUCUAUUAUGACAUAAGAAUUAUGACACUUAUCAUCUAUAUUUUGUGCUUUCACUCA